GUCCCCGUAGGGCGUGGACCUGCAGCAGUAUUCCAAGCAGGUGGAGCUGGAGCUGCAAGAGGUUGAACGCGCUUCCAUCCAUGACUACAUCAAAGAGAGUGAGAACAUCGCCUCGCUGCACAACCAGAUCACCGCUUGCGAUGCCAUCCUGGAGCGUAUGGAACAGAUGCUGAGCGCUUUCCAAUGCGACCUAAGCAGCAUCAGCUCCGAGAUCCGGACGUUACAAGAGCAGUCGGUGGCCAUGAAUUUGCGGCUGAAGAACCGCCGGGCCGUACGGGAGCAGCUGGGCCAGCUCCUGGAUGAGCUGGUCGUCCCCGCCGCCAUGAUCAGCACCAUCCUGGAGGCGCCGGUGACGGAGCCAGAAUUCCUGGAGCAGCUGCAGGAGCUGAACGGGAAAAUCAACUCGGUGAAGGAACAGGCAUUCAGGGAGACUGUGGCCUGCGCCGACGUCCAGCACGUCCUGGAGAAGCUCAAGAUUAAGGCCGUCACCAAGAUCCGGGAGUUUGUCCUGCAGAAGAUUUACUCCUUCCGCAAGCCCAUGACCAACUACCAGAUCCCCCAAAAUGCCUUGUUGAAGUACAGGUUCUUCUACCAGUUCCUGCUGGGCAACGAGCGGACAGUGGCACAGGAGCUGCGGGAGCAGUACGUGGACACCAUGAGCAAGAUUUAUCUCUCCUACUUCAAAUCUUACACCAGCCGCCUCAUGAAGAUCCAGUACGAGGAGGUGGCCGAGAAGGACGAUCUCAUGGGCGUGGAGGACACGGCCAAAAAAGGUUUUUUUUCCAAGCCCUCACUGAAAAACCGCAACACCGUCUUCACUCUGGGCAACCGGGGCAGCGUCAUCGGGGCGGCCGAGCUGGAGGGUCCCAUCAUCGUCCCCCACGCUGCCCAAAAGAGCGACGUGCGAUACCCCUUCGAGUCACUGUUCCGCAGCCAGCACUACGCUCUCCUGGAUAACAGUUGCCGCGAGUAUUUGUUCCUCUGCGACUUUUUCAUGGUGACGGGUCCCAGCGCCCAAGAUCUUUUCAACGCCGUCAUGGGAAAGACCUUGACCAUGUUCCUGAAGCACAUGGAAGCGUACGUCUGCGAUUGCUACGACAGCAUCGCCAUCUUCCUCUGCAUCCACAUCGUCCUGCGCUUCAAAGCCAUUAUGGCCAAGCGCAACAUCCCUGCUGUCGAUAAGUACUGGGACACGCUACUGGACAUCCUGUGGCCUCGCUUCAAGCACAUCCUGGAGCUGAACAUCCAGAGCAUCCAGAGCACCGACCCCCAAAAGUUGGGGUUCCUUGACACCCGACCUCACUACGUAUGGGAGCGGGCGGUGGAAGAGAGCAAAGAGGUGGAGGGCUUCCAGCAGCUACUCUCUGCCCGCACCCAGGAAUUCAUUGAGGAGAUCCUCUCCCCCCCCUUUGGCGGGAUGAUCGCCUUUGUUAAGGAGGCUGAGGCGCUGCUGGAGAAAGGGCAGCUGGAACGGCUGCGCGGGGAGGAAGCCCGCGUAACACAACUCGCUCGAGGUUUUUCCAGCACCUGGAAGGCGGCGGUGGAGUCGCUCAGCCAGGAUGUCAUGCGUUCCUUCAGCAACUUCAAAAACGGCACUGGCAUCAUCCAGGGUGCUUUGACGCAGCUGAUCCAAUAUUACCACCGGUUCCACAAGGUGCUGGCGCAGCCCCCCCUCCGCUCCCUGCCCGCCCGCGCUGAGCUCAUCAACAUCCCCCACCUCAUGGUCGAGCUCAAGAAGCACAAACCCAACUUCUAAAAAA
This is a messenger RNA of Haliaeetus leucocephalus (bald eagle), 1760 nucleotides long. RefSeq names its product vacuolar protein sorting 52 homolog (S. cerevisiae) (gene VPS52). Gene Ontology annotation, cellular component: GARP complex. The transcript is spliced from 15 exons. The record is from RefSeq and is a predicted model, not a curated record. Lineage: Eukaryota; Metazoa; Chordata; Aves; Accipitriformes; Accipitridae. Gene Ontology annotation, molecular function: syntaxin binding. Gene Ontology annotation, biological process: lysosomal transport; endocytic recycling; retrograde transport, endosome to Golgi. The coding region runs from base 158 to 1756 and encodes 532 amino acids.